AUGGGGCCCCAUGACUGCUGGUCCUGGACCAGCCUACCUCUCACUAUCCUGGUUGUGCUUCUCUUCACAUGGGAUGCCCAUGGUAAGUUACCCAGGAAAAAACAACACUUUGUAUGAGGUUAAACUACAGCGUAUUGUGGUUGGUUCAGUCUCAACACACAGUAAGAGAAGUGUUGCUGGUAAAUAGAAGAGCAGUUGUGGUUAUCUUUGAGUGAACAUUGAGGUAAAUAUUUGAAAUGUCAUCCUCACAUUCAAGACUUUCAGUUUUUGUCAUCCUCGCAAAAAACACUUUUUUAUUUGUGUGAGAGAGCUCGAUGACAGAAAAUAGAUAUCUUGUUGUAGUAAAGUAAAAAAGUAAAAAUAAGAGAUUAGCAUGGUAGGAAUAUUUGUUCAAAGUCAUGUUAAAGUCAAUCGAGUUGUGUGCCAUUGUGUGGUAGGCCUACAGCCAAGCUGUAUAUGAUGUUAUCGUUUUGUCACCUCUACUGUCCUUUCAUUGAUACUGGGAAGUCUGACACUCCUUGCCACUAAUUGACAUAACGAAUGUCAUUGAUGGUCAGUUAUACUGAGUUAAACUGAUACCUUUUUGGAUGUACUCAGCUCCUCAGCGACGAUUAUGAAGUCUGAAAGUCUUUAGGUUUGUAAUAAGUUCCCCCAUGGUAUGAUGAGGUGGUCCUAUUUAGUCUGAGACAGGAUGCAGCACUGAAUAAGCACAGGUGGGGUUGAAUCUCAGUUCCCUAGAACCUGUAGUCCCACUGUCUUUUAACUCUUCAGGAUGCACUACAUACUUUAUGUACUAUAGAGCAACCUCCCUCAUUCACCAAAUGGCAUUCAUGGCUUUCACAGAAAUAUCACCUUUUUCUUUCCCCUUAGAACAUUUGCACAAUUGUUCACAUGCAUUAGUUCACUAUCUAGUAGUCCCCUGAAGCUCAGUUGGUAGAGCAUGGCGCUUGCAACGACAGGGUUGUGGGUUCGUUUCCCACGGGGGGCCAGUAUGAAAAAUGUAUGCACUCACUAACUGUAAGUCGCUCUGGAUAAGAGUGUCUGCUAAAUGACUAAAUGUAAAUGUAUGUGAAAAUGUCACUAAAAUCUGUGUUUUUGUCCUUUAAAAAAAAGAUCUCUGUGUAUUCCCCUUCUAUUAGUCAUGAACAUGUCACUUUCACUGAUACCAAGGGGAAAUUCUGAUGAAGGGGAAAAUCUCCUUCACCUGUCUGCAAUCUUUAAUCACCUCUCAUCUUAGUAAACAAAAUAAAUAUUUUCCACCACCUAGGAUCCAGCUAAAGAAAGUUUAAGGCCUAUCGUUGUAGCCAUUAUUACAAUGUUCGUUUUUUUGUGUGUGGAUGAUUUGAUAUAGAGAGGAUGGUUGAUCUUAUGGGGGACCCAUUGGUCAGUUAGUGACAUACUUCAUUUAAAUUCUUUGCAGGUCAAGAUUCUGCUUGUUUCCCAGAGAUUAGAGUGACACGGUACACCGUAUGGAAGUCUUCACCUGGGAAACAACUGAAGAUUAACUGUUCUGUUACUUUCUGUUCCUACUCACCACCAUCAUGGUGUAAGUUUGAUGAAUCAAACAAAUGCAAUACUGUAAAUACAACAGCUCUCAUUCAAACACAGUGGACCAAUUUGACAAACAAUACAGGGAUCUCACUUCUGGUCUUCACCAGGAUAUCCAUAGAUGAUACAGGUCUAUACAGGUGUGAAUUAAAUGAAGUCUCUAAGAGUCAUUCUAUCAAUGUUACUGUCUCAGGUAAGCAAUUUCUUUAGUUUGAAAUACACGUCAAACAAUAACGAUAUGACAUUAGCAAUUGCCUCCCUGACCGGGUCCCAAUUUGUAUGUAUUUCAGAGAGUGUUGAGGACACCACAGUUGUGUAUCAAAAGAACGAAACAAGCAGUAAGCAAAUAUUUUUACUCUUCAUAGCUUAGCAUGCAUUGCACACAGGACAUAAAGGUGCUGCAGUAUGAAUGUACAUCAAGGCACACCACAACACAAUGCUAUGUCACACCUAGCUCUGAAACACCGUGGUAACCAGUAACACCCUAACAGCCAGUUAAAACUAGCAACCUAGUAUCCAUGUUGAGUCAAACCUCCUCUUCAGGGGCGUAAUUCUGAUUUUGAAAUGUGUGUGUGUGUAAUUAGGCAGAAUUAUUUUGACAUUGUAAACUCAUUUCCUGCAUUUUUAUAUUUUUUGGCCUAUAGCUUUUAUGAAUUCAAAUGUGUGGUUGGGGGGGCAUUUCCUCCCUGUUUCGUAGUGGAAAUUAGGCCUCUUUCUCUUAUAGACAGUACACUGCAUCUCUUUCUCUUAUAGACAGUACACUGCAUCUCUUUCUCUUAUAGACAGUACACUGCGUCUCUUUCUCUUAUAGACAGUACACUGCGUCUCUUUCUCUUAUAGACAGUACACUGCAUCUCUUUCUCUUAUAGACAGUACACUGCGUCUCUUUCUCUUAUAGACAGUACACUGCAUCUCAUUCUCUUAUAGACAGUACACUGCGUCUCUUUCUCUUAUAGACAGUACACUGCGUCUCUUUCUCUUAUAGACAGUACACUGCGUCUCUUUCUCUUAUAGACAGUACACUGCGUCUCUUUCUCUUAUAGACAGUACACUGCAUCUCUUUCUCCUAUAGACAGUACACUGUAUCUCUUUCUCCUAUAGACAGUACACUGCAUCUCUUUCUCUUAUAGACAGUACACUGCGUCUCUUUCUCUUAUAGACAGUACACUGCGUCUCUUUCUCUUAUAGACAGUACACUGCGUCUCUUUCUCUUAUAGACAGUACACUGCGUCUCUUUCUCUUAUAGACAGUACACUGCAUCUCUUUCUCUUAUAGACAGUACCUAUAGUAGCCUGGAGUGGCUGUGGCCUUAUGUUUACUCCUCGGCUGGGAUUGUGGUGUUUGUCACCGUGGUGAUAACCGUAUCCACGCUCUCAAUGCGUGGUUGUAAAGGUAAGAUGCUCACGAUUACCAUAACACAUUCAUAUGGACGAAUGAUGACCAUAGUAACACAUUAUUACAGGCUAAUUACAUUUACAUUUUAGUCAUUUAGCAGACGCUCUUAUCCAGAGCGACUUACAGUGCAUACAUUAUUUAAUUUUUUCAUACCCCCUGUGGGAAUCGAACCCUCAACCCUGGCGUUGCAAACACCAUGCUCUAUCAACUGAGCUACAUCCCUAAUGAUGACCAUAGCACAUUAAUACAGACUAAUGAUGACCAUAGCACAUUAAUACAGACUAAUGAUGACCAUAGCACAUUAAUACAGACUAAUGAUGACCAUAGCACAUUAAUACAGACUAAUGAUGACCAUAGCACAUUAAUACAGACAUUUACAGUGCCUUCGGAAAGUAUUCAGACCCCUUGACUUUAUCCACAUUUUGUUAGUUUACAGCAUUAUUCUAAAAUUGAUUAAAUGUUGUUGUUUUUUCAUCAAUCUGCACAUAAUACCCCAUAAUUUAUAAAUUUAUUUAAAAAUAAAACUGAUUUUACAUUUACAUAAGUAUUCAGACCCUUUACUCAGUACUUUGUUGAAGCACCAUUGGCAGCGAUUACAGCCUUGAGUCUUCUUGGGUAUGACGCUACAAGCUUGGCACACCUGUAUUUGGGGAGUUUCUCCCAUUCUUCUCUGCAGAUCCUCUCAAGCUCUGUCAGGUUGGAUGGGGAGUGUUGCUGCACAGCUAUUUUCAGGUUUCUCCAGAGAUGUUCGAUCGGGUUCAAGUCCGGGCUCUGGCUGGGCCACUCAAGGACAUUCAGAGACUUGUCCCGAAGCCACUCCUGCGUUGUCUCGGCUGUGUGCUUAGGGUCGUUGUAAUAAUAUAAUAAUAAUAAUAAUAAUAAUAUGCCAUUUAGCAGACGCUUUUAUCCAAAGCGACUUACAGUGAUGCGUGCAUACAUUUUUGUUUAUGGGUGGACCCGGGGAUCGAACGCCACUACCCUGGCGUUACAAGCGCUGUGCUCUACCAGGUGAGCUACAGAGGACCACCUUCCUGUUGGAAGGUAAACCUUAGCCCCAGUCUGAGGUCCUGAGCGCUCUGGAGCAGGUUUUCAUCAAGGAUCUCUCUGUACUUUGCUCCGUUCAUCUUUCCCUCGAUCCUGACUAGUCUCCCAGUCCCUGCUGCUGAAAAACAUCCCCACAGCAUGAUGCUGCCACCACCAUGCUUCACCGUAGGGAUGCUGCCAGGUUUCCUCCAGAAUUGACACUUGGCAUUCAGGCCAAAGAGUUCAAUCUUGGUUUCAUCAUACCAGAGAAUCUUGUUUCUCAUGGUCUGAGAGUCUUUAGGUGCCUUUUGGCAAACUCCAAGCGGGCUGUCAUGUGCCUUUUACUGAGGAGUGGCUUCCGCCACCAUAAAGGCCUGAUUGGGGGAGUGCUGCAGAGAUGGUUGUCCUUCUGGAAGGUUCUCCCAACUCCACAGAGGAACUCUGGAACUCUGUCAGGGUCACCUCCCUGACCAAUGCCCUUCUCCCCCGAUUGCUCAGUUUGGCCGGGCGGCCAGUUUUAGGAAGAGUCUUGGUGGUUCCAAACUUCUUCCAUUUAAGAAUGAUGGAGGCCACUGUGUUCUUGGGGACCUUCAAUGCUGCAGAAAUUUUUUGGUACCCUUCCCCAGAUCUGUGCCUCGACACAAUCCUGUCUCGGAGCUCUACGGACAAUUCCUUCGACCUCAUGGCUUGGUUUUUGCUCUGAUAUGCACUGUCAACUGUGGGACCUUAUAUAGACAGGUGUGUGCCUUUCCAAAUCAUGUCCAAUGAAUUGAAUUUACCACAGGUGGACUCCAAUCAAGUUGUAGAAACAUCUCAAGGAUGAUCAAUGGAAACAGGAUGCACCUGAGCUCAAUUUUGAGUCUCAUAGCAAAGGGUCUGAAUUCUGAAUUCUUAUGUAAAUAAGGUAUUUCUGUUUUUUAUUUUUAAUACAUUUGCAAACAUUUCUAAAAACCUGAUUUCACUUUGUCAUUAUUGGGUAUUGUGGGUAGAUUGCUGAGGAUUUUCUAUUUAUUUAAUCCAUUUUAGAAUAAGGAUUAAAACAAAAUGUGGAAAAAGUCAAGGGGUCUGAAUGUUGUUUUGUUCAUGAUUUCCUUGAAAUUGCAGGUGCCUGUCCGGCCAGGCAGUCAAGGAAAGAGGAACAAACAGAGAACCAGGUCAAACAGAUAUACACUUUGCACAUCUCCUUUUCAUUUAGUCCUUUAUUAGUACUCUACAGAUUCUGAAUGGUCUUUAAUGUGUUUACAGUAUGUAACAUGGUGGAGUCUUUUGGUGCACUCCUUGUCUGUAAGGUCCCAGGUGUGGCCCAUUAUAAUCAAGGUUGGGGUUUGCAAAUACACAGAGUAUAAAAGUUGCUUACUUGUUGUUACAGUACAUGGCUAUACCAAUGACCCAGCUAGCAUCCCCACGACCCAACCCCCAACCCCACCACAGAGGAAGCAUCCGAUCCCACCAAGCCCAGGACCGGCCCCAAGCCCAGGACCGGCCCCAAGCCCAGCCCCGGCCCCAAACCCAGCCCCAGGCACAAGCCCAGCCCACCCCACUGCCAGACUGUAUCUAUGACAACGCACCUACCAGGGGCCCACGUCGCACUCAUCCGGCACCAGUCCAAGCUUCAGCCAAUCAGGUAACUGUCCCGAUGGACAGGGACGAUACCUAUAGCAACGGGAAGGAGAAAGAGGAAGACAGCGAUAUCAUGUACGCAACGCUCAACCAUCAGGUAAAGCCUCGAGCCGCGCCGUGCCCUGCACAGCCUCAGGAGGAGUGCUCAGAGUACGCAGCCAUACGAGUGUCCUGAGCCCUGGAACCAGGAAGAAAACUCCUCUUCCCAGAGGGUCACAGUCCUACUGGUUUUUGUUUCUCCCUGAUUACGAGAAGGGGGUCGCUGCAUCCCAAUAUGGCGACUGGAGUAUGGGUGGCUGGGUGUGUGGAAAGGGAAGUAGUGGGCGUGUGGAAAGGAGUGGGUGUGUCGAAAGGGAAGUAGUGGGCGUGUGGAAAGGAGUGGGUGUGUCGAAAGGGAAGUAGUGGGCGUGUGGAAAGGAGUGGGUGUGUCUAAAGCGCUAUAGGUUAGACGGUUUUGAUUGAGCUGUGUUUUUUCUCUUCCACUUCUUGCCACUCAAUCAGACUGUGACACAGCUACACUCUUAAAACAAAAGGUGCUAUCUAGAACCAAAAAUUGUUAUUUGGCUGUCCCCAUAGGAGAACCCUUUGAAUAACCCCUUUUGGUUCCAGGUAGAACCCUUUUGGGUUCCAUGAAGAACCCUUUCCACAGACGGUUCUACAUGGAAUCCAAAAGGGUUCUACCUGGAACCAAAAAGGGUUCUCCUAUGGGGACAGCCAUAGAACCCUUUUGGAACCCUUUUUUCUACGAGUGUGCCUUACAUUGAACUACCAUACUGCGAGAGUUUGGACUUCUGUUUUUAAGCCAGAGGAUGAGUCUGAGUGUUAGUUUUACAUAAACAAUUGUACAUUUUCCGGUUUAAAACUGAAGAUUGUUUAUUUUUGAUUAGAAGUAUUGAUGAUGGGUGUACUGUUGCUUCAUGGGUUGUAUGCAGGUCCUUACUGUGGCUGUCACCCUGAUAUUGGCUACUAGGUAGCUACUUCCCACACCGUUGCCGGACAGUAGUGCCUGUCAAGCGGGAGCGAACGGUACUGUGUCCCGGUGUUGUUGUUUUUCAUGUGUGCCCUCCCCAUUGAGUAGUAGACUGUAGGUACUGUAUGUAUCAAGGUGACAUCUAGAUGGUUUUCAAUAUUAACGUAGUUACUUCUUGUGUAGGCUGCUAUCCUCCUUGAUAUAAAAUAAUUUAAGAGAAAGCAUUGCCACGUUAGGUACCGCCUGCGACAUGACCAUGACACCAGUGGCAAUCGGUGCCGUUGAAGAUGAGGGAGGACGAUUUUUUUUCCCCAUGAUCAUGGCCUUAUUUCUAUUACAGCUUAUUGGAUAACUGUCAUUCAUAUUCCAUUCACCCAGUUCAAUGUAACAUCGAUAGAUUUAGGCUACUACAUGAUACUCUACUUUUCCCUAUACCCAUCAUGAGGUUGCUACAACCUAGCCUAUGAAUGAAAGUUUGCAGCGUAGGUGCAGACAGGUUGAGAGAAAAAUUUGAGGUGACAGACAGUGACACAUGGACAGACAGUGACACAUUCUAUACCGCCUUGCAUGCUCUUGCCUGCAACUAGCUGAUCUAGGGUGUAAUCAUUAGUCCAACAGUUGCAAACGAGAGUUUCUAUUGGACAAAUUCAGGUAUGUUUAUCCCCGUUUCAUCCGCUUGCUUCCGUUUAAGAAACGUUUAAGAAACGUUUUUCAACAGAAUUGGCAGAAUGAAUACACCCCUGAUCACACAUAAACACAGUUCACUUUCAUAGCAGCCACGUUGUAUUCCUUCUCGCGUCUAUGCGAUCUCCUCCUCUUACCUUUUCCCUUCACUUGUGGACUUUAAUGCACAACACAUCAGCUGUUUGUGACCAGGCGAAAAAACCUUUCCAAGCCAAACCAUAUCAUAACUGCUACACACAGCCUACCUCAUUGUCACCAUAUUAGCUAAAGUAAUGUCAUAGCUAAUAGAACCAAUGCAUUAGUAAACAUGCUACAACCAUGCAGUAACAUUACAGUGUAAGCAGUUUAGCAGUUACACCGGCAGGCCCCAGUGGCAAAAAAUUAGUAAAACCAAAAGCUUAUCAUGACUUGGAAGAGUUCCAGUGUUGUGUUGGAUCGUCGUAGCCAGCUAGCUAACAUAUCAUGCCUCUGAGCCGGGUGUUCGAGUAGGCUAAACUAGCUAGCUGCAUUUGCUAGCUAAGUAAGUGAAAGUGAAAGUGAUUUUUUUUGGGGAAAUAUAGCUCUCUCUCCCUCUCUUGCUUCUUAAUUUUUAAAGAAAUUAUUUUGUUCAAAACAAGUUCAACUAUUUUCUUUCUCUCUCUUUGAGUCAACUACUCACCACAUUUGAUGCACUGUAGUGCUAGCUAGCUGUAGCUUAUGCUUUCAGUAAUACAUUAAUUCUCUGAUCCUUUGAUUGAGUGGACAACAUGUCAGUUCAUGCUGCAAGAGCUCUGAUAGGUUGGAGGACGUCCUCUGGAAGUUGUCAUAAUUACUGUGUAAGUCUAUGGAAGGGGGUGAGAACCAUGAGCCUCCUAGGUUUUGUAUUGAAGUCAAUGUAUCCAGAGGAGGACGGAAGCUAGCUGUCCUCCAGCUACACCAUGGUGCUAUAUUUAGUAUAGUUUUAUGUAUCUAAAUUCACUGAGGAAGAUUGUCCUCCCCUUCCUCCUCUGAGGAGCCUCCACUGCAUGAUACCCAGUAGGAAGUACUUCAAGUCGGCAGGCAUGUCGAUACAACCCCGGUGCACUGGUCCGGCUUAUUGACUCGUCUUGCAGCCCAAUCAGCCACAUAAAACGGUAUUCAGUGGCAACAAAUCUGCCCAAUUAGCUGAUUUGCUUUCCAUACAGCCAGUCCUUUCAACACACCCCCUCUCCCAUACUCCGGUUGCCAUAUUGGGCUGCAGAUAUCCAUACUUGGUAUUAUAGAAAUUGAUCAGUUGGCUGCCUCUGAACUUUGAACUUCCACCAAUGAUAAUGUCAGUUUUAACUAUGGUCUUUUGGGUAAAACUUUCAUACAGAGGUUAAUUCUUGAGACCUUCAUAAAGUAUUCCACAGCACUGUAAUCAAGUGAAAAUCAGUUGGCUGUUAACGUAACUGUGAUUGAUUGUUUUUUUUGUAAAUAAUAUUUUCUGUGAUUGCGUGUUACCUAUUUAAACAAAGAAUCAGAUUUGUUUUACUAUAAUAUAAUUUUCACUGCAAUAUUACUAUUCUCCAGUCCUUACUGUAAUCAACCAGUUUAGGUGAAAUCACUGUGAGUGAUGAUAAUCCCCUGGCCUUGGGUUUAGUUGUGGUGUUACUGUCGUUAUGCAGGGUGUUUUGCAGUUUACCUCUUGUGCUGGGAUGUGAUUAGGAGGGUUUCCUGUGCUACACAAACCAAAAACCCCACAUGCUGCAGCACACUGUCACAUAUCCUGUGUGAAGCUGAGAGAAGCUUUCAGUGUGUGUUUGUA
Coregonus sp. 'balchen' is the source of this 9005-nucleotide messenger RNA. Lineage: Eukaryota; Metazoa; Chordata; Actinopteri; Salmoniformes; Salmonidae. The record is from the annotation of a GenBank genome assembly.